AGAACGAACAGAAGAGACCACACAAUGCGACCGCUUCGCCUUUAAGAGAUCCCCUGCCUACCGCCCCUAGAUCUUCCCCUGAGUCCACCAGCGUAUCCAGUGCUCAUCUCCCACCGCGAAGCGGUAACGCAUUCAUGGCAUCAUCUUCCUCCGCGCCGCGCAUUGCUGAGCUCGCACUCAAAGUGGAAGAGCACGUGGGCGAAACUGAGCUCGAGCAGCGCCACGCAGAGCUCCAACGCUAGCACGCUAAGCUUGAGCGGCGCUACGAGACUUUGGACGCUCGCCUCGAGGUCAAGACCCAGGACAUGCAGCUACGCAUUGACGAGCUCGAGGCGCAGAAAGGCCAUCUGGUCAGAGCGCAUGCGGAACUGGAAGAGCAGGCCGAAAAGCAGCUGAAGCGGGUCCUCGAGCUUGAACGGCGUCGUGAAGAGCCUUCGCAAGCUCCCGCUGCGCCAUCCGUCGAAUCCAGACCCGAUAUCGCCCAGAAGCUCGCCGCUGCCGAGCGAACAAGGGACUCGCUCGCAGCGCAGAGAGCCCACCUGGUAGAGACGCACGCGGCUAUGGAGGGGCAAUUCGAGAACCUGCAGAAGCAGGUCCUCGAGCUUGGACAGCGACUCGAGGAGCUCUCGCAGACUCCGGCGCCACCAGCCGUCAGCAGUGAUACAGGCCUUGCUGAUAAGCUCGCCGCUACGGAGCGAGCGAAGGACGAGCUCGCGGCGCAGAAAGAUCAUCUCAUCCGCGCCCACACCGCGCUGGAAGACCAGUCGGAGAAGCAGCAGAAGCACAUUCUUGAGCUUCAACGACGGUUAGAAGAGCUCUCCCAAGCUUCUGGUCCACCGUCUGCUGCUGACGACCCCGGUCUCGUGCAAAAGCUCAAGGACACUGAGCAGGAGAGGGAUAAGCUUCAGGCGAAGCACAACGCGAUGCUGAAGCACAGUCAACGGGUUGUCGCCGAGAAACAGGAGGCAGAACAGCAGAAGCGCUCGCUUGAGGAGUCGAACGAGCAGUUGAGGCAGCGCUGCGCCGAGCUCGAGCAGUGGAAGACCAACAUGCAGCGAGACUUGCAUGCCCUGACGCAUCGUUCAGGUGCGCUGCCUGCACGCGGUACAUCUGGCUAAUGGACACCAUCCAUUACCUCUCGUCAAACUUGCUGUCACGGACGACUCGGAACUAGUCUACGUACUUGCAGGAUCGCCUUGUUCAACGACUUGCCGGACAUGUCGUCCAACGAAAUAUCUGGGCCACAAUCAGAAUAUCGCAG
Molecule: messenger RNA, 1261 nt
Organism: Schizophyllum commune H4-8
Lineage: Eukaryota; Fungi; Basidiomycota; Agaricomycetes; Agaricales; Schizophyllaceae
Exons: 1
Coding region: 306-1118 (270 amino acids)
Source: RefSeq, a predicted model, not a curated record